Molecule: messenger RNA, 942 nt
Organism: Trematosphaeria pertusa
Lineage: Eukaryota; Fungi; Ascomycota; Dothideomycetes; Pleosporales; Trematosphaeriaceae
Exons: 2
Coding region: 28-759 (243 amino acids)
Source: RefSeq, a predicted model, not a curated record
GCCAAUUCACCCCAACACGCCGCCAAAAUGAACACCAUCGCGCCCCCGCCGCAAAUAAAGCGACUCCCGCCCUCCAAACGCGCCCUCGGCAUCUUCCUCGGCCUCGUCGGCGGCGGCAUAACCAACCUCGCCAUCGGCUACGCCGGUUUCUCCUUCUACGCGCGCUCCACAAAGUUCGUGCCCUACGACGCGUCGCACGCCGACCUGUCCACGCCGCUGGCGAAGAAGCACAACCCCGGCGGCAAUCCGCCCGUGUGCAUCGACCAUGCCGUCAAGACGAUCCCGCUGGCGAAGCUGAAGACGCAGGACCAGGCGCAGCUGACAACCGACUUCUGCAGGGGCGUGUGGAGCGGCCUGGGGUAUGCGUACCAGCGGCGCUAUUUGGAGCGGAAGUACCGCGCGCUGCCGGGCCGGCAGGAGCAGUUGUGGGAUCGGAGCGAGUUGGCGGAGGAUGAGUAUCGGGUGGGGACGAAGAUUACGGAUCAUUUUGAGGUUAUGGAGCGUACGCCGGAAAAGGUGAUUGUGCGUUGCGGCGACUCGCCGCUGAAUACGGAGCCCCGGCCGAGCGACGGCCUGUUUUCGAUCGAAGUCACAAAGGACGAGGAGGCGCAGACGGCGACGUUCCAUCUCAAGAGCGUGUUUGUGAAUACGACGCCGGACGGCAAGGAUGCGGAACCGCUGCCGUGGAGAUUUCAGUUUGCGCAUCGGUUAUAUACGAAGCUGUGGAUGGAGACGGCGACAAGGAAGCUGCUAAAGUAAGGAGAUGAGACAUUGGAAGAGAGGCACCUCCAUGUACAUAUUUACUUCGGGGAUAUCUAGACUUAAGAGCAGGGCGGCGGGCAUACGGAAUCACAUAGCAUACUAAGGGAUUAUGGCGGCCAUCUCCACUUCUCUUUCGCGGAACACGGAACGCUACUCGGAAUUAAGGCAUGAACUUUAAUC